AAAAACUCAUUUUCAAAACGUGUCUUAAAAGCCUCCUGACUCACUAAAUCAGUGCAUUUUUCAGCAGAGUGUAUAGUGAGGUUGAGAGGAUGACAGCUCGAGUGUGCUGCUCGUUGAUUGCUGCUUUAUUUUGUGUCUCUGUAUGUUUGAGCACAAGAGCUGAAGGAGCAGCCACAGUAAAUGGGUCUAUUCAUUUGGCUGCAGGGUUGUUACCAGCAGAACCAACAAAGCCAGGAGUGUGUCCUAGAAAUGAUCUUGAAGUAGCAGUGUCAGUGUGUGUUGAGAUGUGUUCUCAUGAUGGUGACUGUCCAAAAGAUGAGAAAUGCUGCAGCAAUGGAUGUGGACAUCAGUGUAUGCCUCCAUAUAAAGAACCAGAAAAGCCAGGAGUGUGUCCAAAAAAUCCUGAAGUAGCACUUUUAGGGGGGUGUGUUGAGAGGUGUUCUCAUGACCGUGACUGUCCAAAAGAUGAGAAAUGCUGCAGCAAAGGAUGUGGACAACAGUGUAUGCCUCCAUAUAGAGAAAAGCCAGGAGUGUGUCCAAGCAAAAACCUUGGAAUAGGAGUGUGUGCUGAAUUGUGUUCUCAUGACAGUGACUGUCCGAAUGAUGAGAAAUGCUGCAGCAAUGGAUGUGGACAUCAGUGUAUGUCUAUCUAAAGAAAAGCCAGGAGUGUGUCCAAAAAAUCCUGAAGUAGCACUUUUAGGGGGGUGUGUUGAGAGGUGUUCUCAUGACCGUGACUUUCCAAA
Sinocyclocheilus grahami is the source of this 743-nucleotide messenger RNA. Its product is annotated as WAP four-disulfide core domain protein 3-like. NCBI's taxonomy places the organism in Eukaryota, Metazoa, Chordata, Actinopteri, Cypriniformes, Cyprinidae. The record is from RefSeq and is a predicted model, not a curated record. Gene Ontology annotation, cellular component: extracellular region. The coding region runs from base 90 to 653 and encodes 187 amino acids. Gene Ontology annotation, biological process: innate immune response; antibacterial humoral response. Gene Ontology annotation, molecular function: serine-type endopeptidase inhibitor activity. The transcript has 7 exons.